Molecule: messenger RNA, 1897 nt
Organism: Lottia gigantea (owl limpet)
Lineage: Eukaryota; Metazoa; Mollusca; Gastropoda; Lottiidae
Exons: 9
Coding region: 101-1150 (349 amino acids)
Biological process (GO): carbohydrate metabolic process; glycerol-3-phosphate catabolic process
Cellular component (GO): glycerol-3-phosphate dehydrogenase (FAD) complex; cytosol
Molecular function (GO): protein homodimerization activity; glycerol-3-phosphate dehydrogenase [NAD(P)+] activity; NAD binding
Source: RefSeq, a predicted model, not a curated record
CAAGUUAUUUGCCCUCUGUGAAUGUUCCAUGAUUAGUUCUGGAGUUAAUUAGGAUUUUUUGCAAUUGUAUGACUUCGAAUCAUAAGUAGACAAGAUAGGGAUGGCCCCUAAGACUGUGAGCAUUGUGGGUUCUGGAAAUUGGGGUUCAGCAAUAGCGAAAAUAGUUGGUAAUAAUGUACAGCAAAGAAAUGAUGUAUUUUCCACCAUUAUUAACAUGUAUAUGUAUGAAGAGAUGGUGGACGGUAAAAAACUGACAGAGAUAGUUAAUAUGCAACAUGAAAAUAUUAAGUAUUUACCUGGAGUCAAAUUACCUGAAAAUGUGAUAGCUGUACCAGAUAUUUUAGAAGCAACUACAAAUGCUGAUAUCCUCAUAUUUGUUCUUCCACAUCAAUUUGUUCAAAAAAUAUGUGAACAGUUAAAGGGUAAAAUUAAAUCUAGUGCUAUAGCUGUUUCAUUAAUUAAGGGCUUUGCUAUAAAUGAAAAAGGUAUUCAAUUGAUCUCUCAUCAAAUAAGUGAAAUCUUGUCUAUACCAUGCUGUGUAUUAAGUGGUGCCAAUCUGGCUGGAGAAGUUGCUAAUGAACAAUUUUGUGAAACUACCAUAGGAAGUAAAAAUGAAGACACCGGUGAAUUGUUAAGACAGUUAUUUGAAACACCAUAUUUUAGAUGUGCAGUUGUACAAGAUACUGACACAGUAGAAGUUUGUGGUGCAUUAAAGAAUGUGGUAGCUAUAGGAGCUGGUAUUGUUGAUGGAAUGGGAUCAGGUGACAAUACUAAAGCUGCUGUUCAGAGAUUGGGAUUGAUGGAAAUGAUCAAAUUUGCAGAGAUAUUCUUUCCAGGGUCCAAAACAUCAACAUUUUUUGAAAGUUGUGGAAUAGCAGAUUUAGUAGCUACAUGUCACGGUGGUAGAAAUCGAUUACUUGGAGAAAAUGUUGUGAAAUCAGAUAAGACAAUACAUGAAUUAGAGAAAGAGAUAUUGAAGGGUCAGAGUUUUCAAGGACCAUUAGUAGCCAAAGAAAUCUAUGGAAUGUUAAAAGAUAAAGAUAUGCUAUCCAGGUUUCCUUUGUUUGUGGCAAUUCAUUUAAUUUGUGAUAGAAAGAUGGAUACUAAAGAGUUUAUAAGCUGUUUAAGAAAUCAUCCAGAACACAUGUAAAAUUAACCACAACCUCAGAUCAUAGAAUCGUUAAACUGGGGCAUUAAACAUUUUACCCUGUGAUUCUAAAUUGAAUAGUCAAUUUUUAUAUGAAAUCAUUUAUUAGCUGAUAGGAAUUCUAGUGUAUAAAAUACGACUUCUAACUACAAUGUUUUUAUCAUACAUGUUCAAUUGUUAAUUACAAAGCAUACCCUUAUCAAUGUAAAAAACAUUUACAUGAAUUUAAAAAUUUGUUGCCAAUUUAAUUAUGAGAUUAUGGAAUUCUAUUUAGAAACCAAUGUUGUCAGAGAGUAGUUUAUGUAUAGACCGAUACAGUAUAAUAACCAAGCUAGUAAUUUUCUUAGUGUGCUAUUAUAUUGUAAUCCUAAAUGAGGUCUAUUGAUUCAGUGACAUAUCUGAUCAUAAUGAAAUCCAAAGAGACCAGUCAAAAUGCAUUUGCACAAAUUAAAAAAUGAAUUUUCAAGCAGCAGUUUGUGAAUUUCUAGUAUUAACAUAUUCCAGGGCAAGUGCGUGUUAUUGAAGCACUAAUUUCCUUUGAGUCUAAGUGUAACAAAUGUCUUGUCAAAGCAUUAUAUUCUAUGCAUUGUCUAUUAGAAUCUCAUUGAUCAAUGGAUUCAACAUGUUUAUUGUUAUUUAAUAAAUUGUUAGUGAUUUUUAACCUUGUUUUCUAUUUUAUAAUAUAUUAACUAUAAUUGUUUCUUAAUACAUCUAUGGAUUGUUUUUAUCUUCUAUAAAAUAUUAGUAAAU